Molecule: messenger RNA, 1757 nt
Organism: Pteropus alecto (black flying fox)
Lineage: Eukaryota; Metazoa; Chordata; Mammalia; Chiroptera; Pteropodidae
Gene: FBXL8
Product: F-box and leucine rich repeat protein 8
Exons: 2
Coding region: 478-1428 (316 amino acids)
Biological process (GO): SCF-dependent proteasomal ubiquitin-dependent protein catabolic process
Cellular component (GO): SCF ubiquitin ligase complex
Molecular function (GO): protein binding
Source: RefSeq, a predicted model, not a curated record
CUGCAGAACUACCUGAGGAGGUGCUGGCACACAUCUUUCGCCACCUACCCUUGCGUGACCGUGCUGCUGCAGCCAGGGUUUGCAGAGCCUGGGCUGCUGCUGCCACCUGCAGCUCCGUGUGGCACAACACGAACAUCAGGUCACUCAGCUAAGGAAUGGCAGAGGCAGAAUGUGAACUUGGCCAUGCACCGCCUCAUUAGAGACCAUUGAGAAAGCCCGGCUUCUAAAUAUCAUUGGCUCUCCCUGCCAGGGUUUCAACUUGUUGCAGAGGCAUCUGAAGUUUUCUAUUUAAAGGGAUAGAGUGGGAGUUCCCUCCUAGCAUUAGCGGCUACCUUGGAGCAACCAAGGCAUGGUCGGGACAGGGAGUUGUGUUGGUAGGGGGCAUAAAGAGGAGAUGGUAUCUGGCACCCAGGCUGAGGUGCCAGAUGCCUUUUCUCCACCGCUCAAACCUCAAGUUGCGACUUUGAGCAAGAAGACAUGCUGCUACCAUAUCUAUCCGCCUGCCUGGACCACGUUCACAACCUACGGCUGGAAUUUGAGCCGUCGAAGGAGUCAAGCCGCCGGGCAGCCACGGAGUUGUUGAUCGCACUGGCGGGCCGUUCCCCAGGGCUUCGAGGCCUGCGCUUGGAGUGCCGUGGAGAGAAGCCAUUCUUCGAUGCGGGCUGGGACGUCCUGGACGCAGUGCACGGCAUCUGCCAGGCUGCCCAUGCACUGCAUCACCUUGACCUGCGGCGAUUGCCCUUCACGCUGGAUGACGCGCUAGUGCUGCAGGCGGCACGUGGCUGCCCUGAGCUCCGCAGCCUUUUCCUAAACAACGGUACGCUGGUGGGCAGCGUAGGGCCGGGCUCGGUGCUCUACCUACUAGAAGCCUGCCCACGUCUGAGCGUCCUGGGCCUGCACCUGGCCAGCCUGUCGCGCACGGCCCUCGAGGCGCUGGCGGCGUCGGACCGCGCUCCUUUCAAGCUCCUGGCCCUGCGAUGCGCGUGCCCAGAGGACAUACGUGCACCCCCAUUGCCGAACGAAGCCUGGGAGGCGUUGCGCCGCCGCCACCCUGGACUGGCCGUGGAGCUGGAGCUGGAACCGGCACUGCCGGCCGAGAACGUGACACGUAUCCUGCAGUCUGCUGUGCCCGUGGCUACGCUGCGCCUCUGCAUCUCUGGGGACACUGUAGGUCCCGUGCGCUUCGCAGCGCUGCAUUACGCCGCAACGUUGCGCGUGCUCGAGGUGCGCGCCGCCGCCUCCGCCGACCUGGAUGCCGCACUGGAGUUGUUGGCGGCGCGCUGCACCGGCCUGCGCGAAGUGCACUGCUUCUGCGUAGUGCGACCCUCCGUCCUGCAAGCCUUCCUCGCUCAGUGCCCGCGCUUGCGCAGCUACACGCUCAAACUAACACGGGAGCCGCAUCCCUGGCGGCCCAUGCUUGUGGCGUGAUGGGGCUAACGUGCCACCCCUCCCCAGCAGACGGGUGACCUCUGAGAUUUUGGGUGGGUUUGCCGACGCACACGCCAACUGCUAAUCCGUUCCUUCAGAACUCUGUUGCCCCUUGUACCUCUCGGAGAUUGGGGGCGCCCUGAGUCCGCUCUGUGCUCUCAACAUCUGCAGACGCCCGCUGCCCGGUACUGGGAUCACCGUCCUUCAGCCUACCCACUCUGCAAACACUGUUAACUCCGCGGCCCCGGCGUGGGGUGGGAGGGGAGGGCACAGGUGCAGGCUAGGCCUCAGGGGUGAGUGUGAAAUAAAUCCUGUAGUAUCUCUCCUAA